This is a messenger RNA of Setaria italica (foxtail millet), 1245 nucleotides long. RefSeq lists its product as uncharacterized. The record is from RefSeq and is a predicted model, not a curated record. Gene Ontology annotation, molecular function: glycosyltransferase activity. The coding region runs from base 1 to 1233 and encodes 410 amino acids. Gene Ontology annotation, cellular component: membrane. The transcript has 3 exons. NCBI's taxonomy places the organism in Eukaryota, Viridiplantae, Streptophyta, Magnoliopsida, Poales, Poaceae.
AUGAAGCCGGGCACCCUCAAGUCCCGGCGAGGAGGCAUUGAGGAGGAGGCUUCUGGCUCUGGCGGCGGCGGGGAGUACAGCUUCCCGCUGGCCCCGGCGCGCAGAGAGUACUGCUGGUCGUCGGGGCUGCUCAAGGCCGUGGUGGCGCUGGUGAUCCUGAUGGGCGGCGUCAUCAUCGGGCUGGCGGCCAGCAGCGCCAACUACUACAGCAGCACCAGCACCAGCACCAGCGUGUGGGGAGGCGGCGGCGGCGGCGGCGGCGGCUUGAAGAUGAGCCCGCGGGCACAAGGAUUACUGCUGGAUUUCCGCGGGUUCGUGGACCCCGGGCCUCCGUGGGGCCACUCGAUGUCGGACCCGGAGCUGUUCUGGCGCGCGUCCAUGGUGCCGCGGGCGGAGGAGUACCCGUUCCAGCGCGUGCCCAAGGUGGCGUUCCUGUUCCUGACGCGGGGCCCGCUGCCGUUCGCGCCGCUGUGGGAGCGCUUCUUCCGCGGGCACGAGGGGCUCUUCUCGGUGUACGUGCACGCGCUGCCGGGCUACGCCGGCCGGUACCGGCGGUCGUCGCCGUUCCACGGGCGGCAGAUCCCCAGCCGGGAGGUGUCGUGGGGCUCCAUCACGCUGGUCGACGCGGAGAAGCGGCUGCUGGCCAACGCGCUGUUGGACUGGUCCAACCAGCGCUUCGUGCUCGUGUCCGAGAGCUGCGUGCCCGUCUUCAACUUCCGGACGGUGUACGAGUACCUCGUCAACUCGGCGCACAGCUACGUGGAGUCGUACAACAUCGACGUGCCCCAGUGCGCCGGGCGGUACAACCCGGCGAUGGCGCCGGAGGUGAUGGAGGAGCAGUGGCGCAAGGGCUCCGAGUGGUUCGAGCUCAGCCGGGAGCUCGCCGUCGACGUGGUGGCGGACCAGCGCUACUACGCGCUCUUCCGCCGCCACUGCACGCCGUCGUGCUACCCCGACGAGCACUACAUCCCCACGUACCUGCACCUGCGGCACGGCGCGCGCAACGCCAACCGCACCGUCACCUGGGUCGACUGGUCCCGCGGGGGCCCGCACCCCGCUCGCUUCGGCAGGGCCGCCACCACCGCCGGCUUCGUCGCCGCCAUCCGCAACAACGGCACCCGCUGCCUCUACAACGGCAAGCCCACAACCGUCUGCUACCUCUUCGCCAGGAAGUUCGCGCCCAGCGCGCUGGGGACGCUGCUCAACCUCACCACCACCAUCCUAGACUUCUGACUCAACUGUCAU